Penicillium pulvis is the source of this 450-nucleotide messenger RNA. RefSeq lists its product as uncharacterized. The record is from RefSeq and is a predicted model, not a curated record. Lineage: Eukaryota; Fungi; Ascomycota; Eurotiomycetes; Eurotiales; Aspergillaceae. The transcript has 2 exons. The coding region runs from base 1 to 450 and encodes 149 amino acids.
AUGAGCAAAAAAAAGUCCUACUGGAAGAACUCUCAGUGGAGAAAAGACUCAAAGCCACUCUUCCAACGCUUCGCUGUUAUCCGUGGCAUUCGGCACCACGAUGAUUUCGCCCACUUGUUACGCGGCGUCGUACCGGAGUUCACUCGUGCACUCAACGCGCGUGCAAUUAUGAGCGGAGUGAUCCCGGAUAUGAACGACUCCCCUGAGAUACCCUAUUGCAUCUGGUAUCCGGAACCGCCGUCCCAGGAGACCCUUCGAAAUUUGGUGAAGCGUUAUCCCGACAUGAUUUAUCACGCUGCUCGCUCCUGUGCCGUGGCGGGAUACUCUGAUCUUUACUCGCAGCUUCAGGUUCUCCCCGAGAUUCAUGUUGCUGCCGAGGCUCGCGACGCUAGCCUAGCAAGGAAGAACAGAGGCAGCGAGGCAAUAUACCAGCAAAUAAAGACAACCUGA